CCCGCGGACAGCUGGGACCACUCGACUUGACGCGCAGGGGAAAAAGGCGAGGCUGACGCUUUCGGCGACGGAACACUGGCGAAGUGACACAGCAUUGGCGUCAGUGUAAGUGCUGGCUUUGGUUCGUCAGUUCGUCACUGCCAAUCUUCCAUGCUGCGGCUGCCUUACUCGUAUACCGCAGGAUAGCUAUCGAAUCUUUUGGAUUUGCUCGAGUUUCUGCGCACGAAUGACUCCUGCUUUGGAAAUCUACGGCUCAGCAUCCUCACGAGAGACACCUACAUGGGUCUUCCCGCAAAGUUGCUAAAAGGGCAUAUACCCGAAGUAUCGAUACCCUACCCCCCACAAAGAUCAACACGUACCCGUGUAUCGCGGUCAAAAAGGCAACCUGUUGGCGGAUUCUCAAAUCCGCCUCUCUUACUCUGAGGUCCAGAAGUUGGACGUUGGACUGUCUUCGUCUAUAUAGAGUCCUGCGUCCCUUUGUCUCGAUUGCGUGUACUAGUCGAUUGCAGUAUGGCUUUCAAUUGACUUAGAACCUGCUAGCUUUCGAUUCUCUGCGUCAGGCAAAUACCAGGUCUCGACGAUUGAUUGGUCCAUUCGUGGCGAUUGUCGGGCUUGAAUCUUGUCUCUCGUCCCCCCGAGCGGUCUGCCAGCAGAGGAAUUCCCAUCUUUGACCAGCAGGUCUGUGGAUCUAACAACGUUGUUCCCGGCCUGUAAAUCAUCCGGAAAUCGCAAAUCUCAGGCCGUCAGUGUACAGCAAAAUCCGAGCCCAAAAGCACAACAAUACUCGUCGUCACACGUCCGGCAGCCCACCAUAUCCUUUUACAGUCCUUUUUUCCACCCAUAUAUACACAAACAGCAAGCAUUGAUCGUUGCUGUUUAGAAAGCAACCUUUCAAUCAUGCUUUUGCUUCAACAUAAUGCUCGUCUAUCAUUCUCGCAGGAAUUAUCAGACAACAAGAGCUCUCUUCUUGACGUUGAACGCCCGCGCCCUGCCUGUUCUCUCCUCGGUAAUUCGCACAUCCAAAAUUUCCCUUCGGUCUCAGCUGAUUCGAGAUAAAGCCACAAGUACCCUCCCAUUCGAUCAAAUGUCAAGUUUCUCAACUUCGACGGCCAGCCCUGGCAGUGGGCCUCCCUCUCCCAAUUCGUUCGAAUCCGACAGACACGAAUUUGCGGGUCAUCCUGUAUCAGAGAACAAUUCCGGCCUCGCAGAUCUGGUGGAUGCAAGCGUUCUCAAUGGUGGCAUCGACAUCAACCCAACAGCAGAGUCAAGCGACCAUGUCAUUCACUUAUCAAGUAUUGAACAUUGCAUGCCUCGGUCUUACAUUCGUAUCUGCCUGGCAUAUAAGGUACCCGACGAUGAUAUGCUUCCCCUGGCACUUUCAAGACUCAAUGGAUACAUCAGAAAGCUUGUAGAUGCAAAGCCAUACCUGAGUGGCUAUGUGGUGUCCGUCCAGGAGCCCAAUAAGCAAGUGGGAGCUGUUGAGAUUCACUUCUCUGACCGGGACUUUCUUGAGUUUCCAACUGUCAACAUCCGGCACCUUUCGCACGACGAAGUCCCGUACACAUAUGAAGAAAUGGAGGCUAAGGCUCUGCCUCCUAGUACGAUCAAGCCGGAACUAGUGUCGGCUCUGUCUGAAUCGGCAGAUGAAGAACGAGCACCAGUGUUCCGAGUUCAAGCAAAUGUUGUGAGAGGAGGCCUCAUCGUCUCGGUGUAUCUGCACCAUUGUAUCUCGGACGGCACAGGUAUUGGACAGCUCAUUUCCGGUAGUGUGCUCAACGACGAUUUCACCUUCCACCGAUACCUGGACAGCAAAGGCCAUGAGACCCCAAGUCUGUCCAGAAGAUUGAACGCAUUUGCACACCAUAAAAGCAUCGUCAGACAGGAAUUGUCGUACAGCUCCGCAAAUCAGAUUAAUGACCGACGGUUGAAAUGCAAGGUCGUCAAGCAAAGGUCGGAAAUCAAGGGUGGUGCAAAGGUCCAAGGCCGCGGAUGUGUCGUCUCUCUUCCGCUUUUAGGGCUCCAAGAACUGAGAGAAAGUCUACAGGCUGUCUCUGGCAGCGACUUCUUCAGCCAAAAUGAUGCCUUGCAAGCACUGCUUUGGCACAGCAUGACCAGAGCGCGCAUUCCGUCACUGGCAACGGACAGCAAGGUCCAAGAGUCGAGUCUUCUGAUACCAGUCAAUAUCCGCAACAAGCUGAAGAAACCACUGCCGGACUCAUACUUUGGGGCAGCCAUUGACUUUGCUUCUGCAAAAAUGCCACUGUCCCACUUGGAGGGUAGCAGUGCUGCUGCACUUGCAGAAUCUGCAGUGACGAUACGCAAUGCUAUCAACGAUGUAAACGAAUCUUAUAUUCGACAGGCGAUUGCGUUGGCCCGCUACGUCGACCCCAAAAUCGACGUGCGCGAUCUCCAAGCCAGCAAUAUGGAUCGAGCCAAUGGUGCUGACAUGUAUGUCACCAGUUGGGAAAAGCUGAGUUGUUAUGAAGCAACAUUUGAAAUGGGCCUGGGUCCGCCCGAUUGGGUGCGAAAACCCUGGUCCAAAGAUCCGGGUUCCUGCAUUGUGCUCCCCCGUGAUGAGCGCAAAGAUUACCUCGAAGUUGUUAUCCAGAUGACGCAAGAGGAUAUGGCACGGUUGUUGGAGGACCAGGAGUUCAUGAAAUACAUCUCCAGAGUGCUCGAUUAGCAGCACCGGAUCGCAAACUGUUUAUGAGGGUCCAGGGUAGAUCGAUGGCGCGAUUCAGAAUAUUCUCACCUUUGGGAGUGAUGGGAAAAUACCCGGUUUUGACAUUGCAUUUUUGGAAGCAAUCAUGAUACGACAGCGACGGAGUUAGAAGGGAGGUCGAUAAGAUCUCAAGAGAUGUACAACUAUGAUGGCUGGGUGCAUGGAAAUGGCCGCAAAAUGGUAAAAUUGACAAUUGGUGGAUCAACCCGGUAGUGAUACCGAAUGGGUGGCAAUUGCUAUGUUAUUGUAAUAGAGAAUUCAUUUGUUGUUGAG
Molecule: messenger RNA, 2995 nt
Organism: Exophiala oligosperma
Lineage: Eukaryota; Fungi; Ascomycota; Eurotiomycetes; Chaetothyriales; Herpotrichiellaceae
Exons: 2
Coding region: 917-2683 (588 amino acids)
Source: RefSeq, a predicted model, not a curated record